Cercopithifilaria johnstoni is the source of this 882-nucleotide messenger RNA. NCBI's taxonomy places the organism in Eukaryota, Metazoa, Nematoda, Chromadorea, Rhabditida, Onchocercidae. The record is from the annotation of a GenBank genome assembly.
AUGCUGGUGAACUGGAACAUUAUGAUUUCUUGGUGGGAAAGUAAUGUAAAAGGUAAAGUGUUACAUAGAUCUGAAUGGGAGAGCAGCAAUUUUGAGUUCAUUUCGCAGGAAGCAGUAGCUUUGGUAACCGGUGGAGCAUCAGGUCUGGGUAAAGCGACGGUGCAGCAUUUACUGAAACAUGGUUUCAAAGUUGCCAUGUUGGAUCUCCCAUCUUCGAAUGGUUCUUUCCUGACGAAAUUGAUAAAUCGGAAUUGCUUAUAUGUCCCAGCCAAUAUAACAAAUGAUGAGGAAGUAAAAAAUGGUAUGUCGAAAGUGAAGGAUAAAUUUGGACAUUUGAAUGCUGUGAUCAAUUGUGCCGGGAUUUCUUUCAAUUGUAAAGCGUUUAGCUUCAAUAAACAAAAUACGAAUCAGAAAUCAGCAAUAAUGUCGGAUUUAAAACAAGUGUUAGCAGUGAAUGUUGUCGGCACACUCAGUGUUAUCCGAUAUGCACUCGAUCUAAUGGCACAAAAUGAAAAAGAUGUGUCGGGAUGUCGAGGCGUUAUCAUCAAUACGUCAUCAUUCUCAUCCUUUGAGCCACAGUUUGGACUGGGGUUUGAUGCGAUGUCUUCUGGAGCUGUGAAUAGUGCUACAUUAACUUUGGCAAAAGAUCAUGCUUCGGAUGGUAUUCGAUUUGUCGCCAUUGCCCCAGGCAUUUUUCGGACACCUUUGUUGAUUUCCCAUAUGAAUGAAUUGAAUGUGGAAAUAUACGAGAAAAUGGUGGAACUUCCUUCGCGAUUAGGCAUACCAGAAGAAUUUGCUGCUCUUGUGUUGCAUAUUAUUCAAAAUAGUUAUUUGAAUGGCGUAGUCAUUCGUUUGGAUGGUGCUCUUAGGAUGCCACCAUAA